Cercocebus atys (sooty mangabey) is the source of this 7458-nucleotide messenger RNA. It is a transcript of the gene WDR35, whose product is annotated as WD repeat domain 35. Bases 142 to 3735 code for a protein of 1197 amino acids. The transcript has 29 exons. The record is from RefSeq and is a predicted model, not a curated record. Gene Ontology annotation, biological process: protein localization to cilium; intraciliary retrograde transport; non-motile cilium assembly. Gene Ontology annotation, cellular component: non-motile cilium; intraciliary transport particle A. Lineage: Eukaryota; Metazoa; Chordata; Mammalia; Primates; Cercopithecidae. Gene Ontology annotation, molecular function: protein binding.
GCCCCGGAUGCGACCGGGCAACGUCGCGGUUGCCAGGGCGACGGGAGCUUCUCGCAGCUGCUGGUACUCCGGAUUGGAAACGUAGAACCGUUACCUGUCGAGGGCCUUAGCAGCCGUCGUGACCCUCUAGGGAAUCCCACGAUGUUCUUCUACCUGACCAAGAAAAUUUCCAUUCCCAAUAACGUGAAGCUGAAGUGUGUAUCCUGGAACAAGGAACAAGGGUUCAUAGCAUGUGGUGGUGAAGAUGGAUUACUGAAAGUUUUGAAAUUAGAGACGCAGACAGGCCAGCUUCCGGUGUUUUGCUGGAGCCCAUCUCCCUUCACCUUCUCAGAUGAUGCAAAAUUGAGGGGCCUUGCAGCCCCCAGUAACCUUUCUAUGAAUCAGACUCUUGAAGGUCAUAGUGGUUCUGUUCAAGUUGUAACAUGGAAUGAGCAGUAUCAGAAGUUGACUACCAGUGAUGAAAACGGGCUUAUCAUUGUAUGGAUGUUAUAUAAAGGCUCUUGGUAUGAGGAGAUGAUCAACAAUCGAAAUAAAUCAGUUGUUCGCAGUAUGAGCUGGAAUGCUGACGGACAGAAGAUCUGCAUUGUAUAUGAAGAUGGGGCUGUGAUAGUUGGUUCAGUGGAUGGCAAUCGUAUUUGGGGAAAAGACCUGAAGGGUAUACAGCUAUCCCAUGUAACAUGGUCUGCGGACAGUAAAGUCUUACUUUUUGGAAUGGCAAAUGGGGAAAUACACAUUUAUGAUAAUCAAGGAAAUUUUAUAAUGAAAAUGAAACUGAGUUGUUUGGUGAAUGUCACUGGAGCUAUCAGCAUUGCUGGGAUUCAUUGGUACCAUGGCACAGAAGGCUAUGUGGAGCCUGAUUGCCCUUGCCUUGCUGUUUGCUUCGACAAUGGAAGAUGCCAAAUAAUGAGACAUGAGAAUGACCAAAAUCCCGUUUUGAUUGACACUGGCAUGUACGUAGUAGGCAUCCAGUGGAACCACAUGGGCAGUGUGUUAGCUGUGGCGGGCUUCCAGAAGGCGGCCGCGCAGGACAAAGAUGUGAACAUUGUGCAGUUUUACACUCCGUUUGGUGAGCAUCUGGGUACUUUGAAAGUUCCUGGGAAGGAAAUAUCUGCACUAUCUUGGGAAGGAGGUGGACUGAAAAUUGCACUAGCUGUUGAUUCCUUUAUAUAUUUUGCAAACAUUCGACCUAAUUAUAAGUGGAGUUAUUGCUCAAAUACUGUGGUUUAUGCGUAUACCAGACCUGAUCGUCCAGAGCACUGUGUUGUCUUCUGGGAUACAAAAAACAAUGAAAAACAUGUUAAAUAUGUGAAGGGUCUCAUUUCUAUUACUACCUGUGGCGAUUUCUGCAUUUUGGCUACAAAAGCUGAUGAAAAUCAUCCUCAGGAGGAGAACGAGAUGGAGACAUUUGGUGCAACGUUUGUGCUAGUUCUUUGUAAUUCUAUUGGUACUCCCUUGGAUCCCAAAUACAUUGAUAUUGUACCACUGUUUGUUGCAAUGACAAAAACCCAUGUGAUAGCAGCCUCGAAAGAAGCAUUUUAUACCUGGCAAUAUCGUGUGGCAAAGAAGCUCACAGCAUUGGAAAUUAAUCAGAUCACACGGUCUCGAAAAGAAGGGAGAGAAAGAAUUUAUCAUGUUGAUGAUACCCCUUCUGGAUCAAUGGAUGGUGUGCUUGAUUAUAGUAAAGCCAUUCAAGGCACAAGGGAUCCAAUUUGUGCCAUAACUGCAUCAGAUAAGAUAUUGAUUGUGGGUCGUGAAUCUGGCACCAUUCAGAGAUACAGUCUACCUAAUGUUGGUUUGAUUCAAAAAUAUUCCCUUAAUUGUCGAGGCUACCAGUUAUCCUUGAAUUGCAACUCUAGCCGUCUUGCUAUCAUAGAUAUCUCAGGAGUUCUGACUUUCUUUGACUUGGAUGCUCGAGUAACGGACAGUACAGGACAGCAAGUAGUUGGAGAGUUGUUAAAAUUGGAGCGAAGAGAUGUCUGGGAUAUGAAGUGGGCCAAAGAUAAUCCUGAUUUGUUUGCAAUGAUGGAGAAGACAAGAAUGUAUGUUUUCAGAAACUUGGAUCCUGAGGAACCCAUUCAGACCUCUGGAUAUAUUUGUAAUUUUGAGGAUUUAGAAAUUAAAUCUGUUCUUUUGGAUGAGAUAUUAAAGGAUCCAGAACAUCCAAACAAGGAUUACCUAAUUAACUUUGAGAUUCGGUCUCUGCGAGAUAGCCGAGCACUGAUUGAGAAGGUUGGAAUUAAAGAUGCAUCUCAGUUCAUAGAGGACAAUCCACACCCCCGACUUUGGCGCCUACUGGCUGAAGCAGCUCUUCAGAAACUGGAUCUAUACACUGCAGAGCAAGCAUUUGUGCGCUGCAAAGAUUACCAAGGCAUUAAGUUUGUGAAGCGCUUGGGCAAACUACUGAGUGAGUCAAUGAAACAGGCUGAAGUUGUUGGCUACUUUGGCAGGUUUGAAGAGGCUGAAAGAACGUAUCUUGAGAUGGACAGAAGGGAUCUUGCUAUUGGCCUUCGGCUGAAAUUAGGGGAUUGGUUUAGAGUACUCCAGCUCCUGAAAACUGGAUCUGGUGAUGCAGAUGACAGUCUCAUGGAACAAGCCAACAAUGCCAUUGGAGACUACUUUGCUGAUCGACAAAAGUGGUUGAAUGCUGUACAAUAUUAUGUACAAGGGCGGAACCAGGAACGCUUAGCUGAAUGUUACUAUAUGUUAGAGGAUUAUGAGGGAUUAGAGAACCUUGCCGUUUCACUUCCAGAAAACCACAAGUUACUUCCAGAAAUAGCACAAAUGUUUGUCAGAGUUGGGAUGUGUGAACAAGCAGUGACUGCAUUUUUGAAAUGUAAUCAACCAAAGGCAGCGGUAGAUACCUGCGUACAUCUCAACCAAUGGAACAAAGCUGUUGAAUUGGCUCAAAAUCAUAGUAUGAAAGAAAUUGGAUCUCUAUUAGCUAGGUAUGCAUCUCAUUUACUGGAAAAGAAUAAAACUCUUGAUGCCAUAGAACUCUAUCGGAAAGCCAAUUACUUUUUUGAUGCUGCUAAACUGAUGUUUAAGAUUGCAGAUGAAGAGGCAAAGAAAGGAAGUAAACCUUUACGUGUCAAGAAGCUCUAUGUACUGUCAGCCUUACUUAUAGAGCAAUAUCAUGAACAGAUGAAGAAUGCCCAGCGAGGAAAAGUGAAAGGAAAAAGUUCAGAGGCCACUUCUGCCUUGGCUGGUUUGCUGGAAGAGGAAGUUCUGUCUACAACAGAUCGUUUCACAGAUAAUGCAUGGAGAGGGGCAGAGGCUUACCACUUCUUUAUACUUGCACAGAGGCAGCUCUAUGAGGGAUAUGUGGACACUGCACUGAAGACAGCUCUUCAUCUGAAAGACUAUGAAGACAUCAUCCCUCCUGUGGAGAUCUACUCUCUGCUAGCACUCUGCGCAUGUGCCAGCAGAGCCUUUGGGACGUGUUCAAAAGCUUUCAUUAAACUUAAAUCUUUAGAGACCCUCAGUUCAGAACAGAAACAGCAGUAUGAAGACCUCGCUUUAGAAAUAUUCACCAAACAUACUUCAAAAGAUAACAGAAAACCUGAAUUGGACAGCCUUAUGGAAGGUGGAGAAGGGAAACUGCCAACAUGCGUUGCCACAGGAAGCCCGAUCACUGAGUAUCAAUUCUGGAUGUGCAGUGUAUGCAAGCAUGGUGUCCUUGCCCAGGAAAUAAGCCACUACAGCUUCUGCCCCUUAUGCCAUAGUCCAGUGGCUUAAAGGAAUGAUAAACUGUAUGUAACUGUAAAAUAUAGGUAACAUAUAUACAUGGCUAUAUGCUGUAUGUGUAAUAAGGUUUAUUUCUAUGAGUUUUGUAUGAAAAUAAACCUCAUUAUAGUUGAAUUUUUGCACAAAAUACAUGUUAAUAAAAUUUUUUAAAGCAAUACAACUGUGAAAUAAUAAGGCUGAUUUUCAUAUAAAUGUAUGAAAAUCAACCAUAUUUUCUGUCUGCCUCUCUCUUUUGUCUAUCUUGUAUUUGGUUACAUGAUACCAUGGGAAUAUUCCAAAUAAAUAUUUUUCUCACAGUGUCAAGGUAACUGAAUUCGUUAAAAAAUCUUGAAGGGAGUGGGGAGCAGGGGAGGCAUGGGAGUGGGGCAAAGUUGAAUUUAGAGAAUUUUUAUAACCCAUGUUACAAGUUAAACAAUUGUAAUAGCGAAAUGAGCUUUCUCUGUAGCCACAGUUAAUUAAAUAAGCGUUGACUGUCUUCUUUAUUAUAUAUUCAGAAGUGAGGCGAUGGCAUUUUAAGACAUUUUUUUACAAUCUAAAUUGUUUCUAAUAGCCCUAUUCCUCUAUUUUAAAACCUGUCCUUUUAGUUUCAUUCAAGAGAUGGCAUUUGGAAUUUACACUUUCAUAUGAUUGUGCAGAAAACUUGGCUCUAUUUAUAAUGAAAAUAACAAAAAUAUCCAUUUUGUAGUUGUAGCUUCUAUUGAAACAUUGUCACUAAGCUGGACCCUUCAUUUACACAAGUAUUGUUGAGGGAGUGAUUCUUUCUUGAUAUGCAUCUGUUUUCAUGGAUUAAUUUAGAAGAUAAACAGUUGUGAUCUGUAAUGGACCAUUUCUUAUGUCUUUUAUAUAGCAAAUAAUGUUCUCUGUUUAUUUCUCAUGAAUUCCCAUUUUGUGGCUAAAGACAGAACUUUGCACUAUUUCAUCAAGAUUAUUUUAUUGAGGUUUGGCUUACCUUUAGUAGAUAUCCCGGCCCGCGGGAUCGUCACUGCAGGCCCUGGAAGAGGGGGUGGGAAUUUGGGGAACAAGAGAUACGAGAAAUGGAGACAAGACAGUGCUCUGAUCAAGUCCCUCUUAAUGGCGGUAAUGCAGUGCCUUAUAUACAUUUGGAGGGGAAGGGGUUGGGCCAAGGCGAAAAUGAUCUCAUCGUGGAGGGUGUGGCCAGGUAGGUAUUGGUAGCAUGGUCGAACGUCAUGUGGCGCCUGCGCUGUCAGGUAGCAAUUUUCGCGGGCGCGGGAAAAAUGGGUGAAGAAGAAGCAGGAAGAGCGCCAUCUUUUAUGAGGUAUUAAUACAGGGGAAAAGGCAAAGAUAGGGAGGAGGUGUAAGGUGGAAAUGAAUAAAGCUCAGGCGUUUUUAAUCGUCAAUUAUUAUUCGCUAUGGCCGGGGCGUGCAGCUCCGGACAAGUAGAGGCAAUACAUAGAGAUACGCAACUUUGUUAUUGCAGCUACAAUACACUUUCUCAAUCUGAUGUUUUUGUCUUGUAGAGACCAAGGCAAGUUCAGCAUGUUGCAGAUUGGGAAUAGUGAGCUAUGAGAAGAGAUUUAGAGCCUAGAUGAGCUUAGGAUAGAUUGUGGGCUCAUAGGCCCAAAUAAAAAGAGGAGACCAGAAGUCUUUGAGGUCUCUGUCUCUAUUCAUGUACCUUGUGGAAAAUUACCUUUGUACAAUGGUAGCCUCUAAAUACAUUACCUAGCAAGCUAUCCCAGAGGUCAAGGAACAGAAAGCCUUACAAACCAAAUAAAAAUUCUCAAAAUACAUUGGUUUAUUAAACCAAUUUGCAAUACACAGUGAGGAACAAGGAGAAAGCAAUGAUAGAUUAACACUGUUAGUGUAGCGUGCCAGUGAGGUGGAAAGACCACAACACCUGAAUCACAGGUUAUGUAAUGUUUUUAUGUCCUGACUCACACUCUGUCACAUAAGCUUUCCCCUAAUAGUGGGGUUACAAGGAGGACCAGAGUGGCCGUUUGAGCCAGACAACUCAAUCAGAUGAAAUGUGCCUGAGGCCAACGACGUACACUUGUUCUCUAGAAGGGUCUCAGGGGCCAGUACACUUUUACCACAGUAAUAGCUUGCCUAUUAGUCUGCUGAGCAGCCAUGAAUUUUAUUGUAUUUCUUGGGUAAGGACAGGCCAGAAUGAGUGUCACCAGUGGGUAAUUGAAUCAACUUCUCACACAUAUUGAGGGCUUUAUAUGUCUCAUGCAUACUUAGUGUGUCAUGAAUAUUUGAUAUCUUUGUGGCUUUUCAUAUUUUUAAUGCUUCAUGAAUAUUUGAUAUCUCUUUCUCUUUUCUAUCUGUGGUCACACAUACAUGCUCUAUUAACUUUUGUCUAAUAUGUCUCCUAAGUUACUAACUUACUUAUCUAAAUUUAACACAAUGAAUUCCAGCUUUCUCAUUUGUUUUCUUCUAUACCAGAAUGGAAAAUUUCCCCAAAUCAGAAAAUCACAUUCUAACAAAGAAGUCUAAGACAAUACAUCUCCUGUUGAACUUACAUCUUUCCACAGGACUUCUAUUUUUAGGGAUGAGACUAUUCUCUACUUCAUCAAGGAAAGAGAAAUGUUCAGGGUUGUAGGGAUGGCACACUUACUAGCUUUGCCUGUCUGAAAGGUUCCUGCAGGACAGUUUGGUCAGAGCUACAAUUCUUGGUCCAUGGUUGAAUGCUUGAGUAUUUCUUCCUUCCCUUUCCUAUCUCAGGAAUCAGCUGAGAAUUCAUUUGAUUGUCAUGCCUCUGGCCCCUUACUGUGAUUUGUUGGUUACACUUUCAUUUGCUUUAAUUCUAGGAUCACCUGUUGACUCCUCAGACUUCACCUAACUUUGGAAACUCUCUUUUGGAGCCUUCUCAUUUCCCCCUAAUUCUGUGCUGCCUGAGCCCUAGAUUUUUCCCACCAAUGAAUUACUCCAGGUAGAUUCUGAGUUGCUGGAUCUAGUUGAUAUUUAAACAAUAUGUAGUUGAUAUUUCUAAUUCAGUUGGAUCCAGAAACCAGUAUCUUUUAAAACAACCUCUCAUACCUUGUGGACCUAAUUAUCAUAUAUGUAUAUGUGUGUGUAUGUGCGCGUAUGUAUAUAGACAGACACAUCUUUUUUACUUUUGUAAAAGCUUAUGCCUCUUUGGUAUCUAUAUCUGUUAAAGUUUUAAUGAUCUGCCAUAAUGUCUUGGGGACCUUUGUCUUGUAUGUAAAUAGUACUAGAGAAAAAACCUAUAUUAUGAAUUGAUCUAGUUGGUUUUAUUCGACAUGAAGGCAAUUUCAAGAUAACAACACUAACAAACUCUCCCUUGACUAGGGGGACAAAGAAAAGCAAAAUUGACCAUAAAAAACAAUUACCUGGUGAGAAGUUGCAUAAACAGAAUUAGGUAGUAUACUGAAGACAGCAUCAUUAAACAGUUAUGUUGUUCUCCUUGCAAAAAACAUGUACUGACUCCCUUUGAGUAAUGCCAAGUUGUUUUUUUAUUAUAAAACUUGCCCUUAAUUACAUGUUUCAAAGUGGUGUGGUGGGCCAAAGUAUUGAAAUGAUGGAACUGACUGAUGAAGCUGUACAAAUAAGCAGUGUGCCUAACAAGCAACACAGUAAUGUUGACAUGCUUAAUUCACAAAUGCUAAUUUCAUUAUAAGUUAUUUUGCUAAAGUACACUUUGAAAUUAUUUUUCUGUAUUCCAAGAGCUGAGAUCUUAGAUUUUAUGUAGUAUUAAGUGAAAAAAUGCGAAAAUAAUAAACAUUGAAGAAAAAA